Molecule: messenger RNA, 1821 nt
Organism: Coniophora puteana RWD-64-598 SS2
Lineage: Eukaryota; Fungi; Basidiomycota; Agaricomycetes; Boletales; Coniophoraceae
Exons: 6
Coding region: 1-1758 (585 amino acids)
Biological process (GO): mRNA splicing, via spliceosome
Cellular component (GO): spliceosomal complex
Source: RefSeq, a predicted model, not a curated record
AUGGCUGCCCUCGCUGCUGUAUUACCCGCACCUACAUAUGCACCCACUGUCUCGGACGAUGAGGACGACGUCAGACAGGAGGGCCCGUCAACGUCAAAGGACCAGUCGUUAAUCCCCCACAAUGCCACUCCCCCGUAUGGCCAGCGCAAGGGAUGGAAGCCUUCGAGGCCUGAAGACUUUGGCGACGGUGGUUCGUACCCCGAAUGUCAUGUCGCACAGUAUCCCUUGCAAAUGGGCAAGAAAAAGACCGCCGCCGGCAACACCCUCGCCCUACAAGUCGACUCGGAGGGCAACGUCCGGUACGACGCCAUCGCGCACCAGGGCCAGCGCGAGGGCAAAGUCGUCCAGUCUCAGUUCAAAGACCUCGUCCCGAUCGCACACCGCAAGGACCUGACCGACGAGCAGCGCGCCAUGGAGCGGCCCUCGGAGGAGGACGUGCAGGCGACGACGGAGAAGACGCGGCUCGCGCUCGAGAAGCUCGUGAGCGGGAAGAUCAAGGCCGCGCAGCCCAAGAACGUCCCCGGCUCGCAGGGCAAUGCGAGCUACAUCCGGUACACGCCCGGCCAGCAGGGCGCGAGCGGGAACGGGCUGAACCAGAGGAUUAUCAAGAUGUCGGAGGUGGUGGAGGACCCGAUGGAGCCGCCCCGGUUCAAGCACAAGAAGAUCCCGCGCGGUCCGCCGAGUCCGCCGCCACCCGUGCUGAGGAGCCCGCCUCGCAAGGCGACGGCGUCGGAGCAGAAAGAGUGGAUGAUUCCGCCUUGUAUUUCGAAUUGGAAGAACAACAAGGGUUUUACUAUUCCGCUCGACAAGCGGUUGGCUGCUGAUGGCCGAGGGCUGCAGGAUGUGCAUAUUAACGAUAACUUUGCCAAGUUUUCGGAAGCUCUCUUCGUUGCCGACCGACACGCUCGAGAGGAAGUACGGCAACGGUCACUCAUGCAGCAGAAGCUUGCUCAGAAGGAGAAGGCUGCCAAAGAGGAAAACCUACGGUUGCUUGCACAGCGUGCUCGCGAGGAGCGCUCUGGCGUUGCUCCAUCACGACCGGCGCAGCCGACGGCAGAAACUCGCGCGGCUGUCACUUCCGCUUUGGGUGGCUACGGCAGUGGCAGUGAUGAAGGGUCCUCCGAGGCAGACCAAGACUCGGAGGCGGAGGACGACGAUGCCCGCAAAGUUCGCGACGACAUGCGCGCCGAGAAGCGGCGGGAACGGGAGCGGGAGAUGCGGAUGUCGAACAUGGGCACGGAGCAACGCGCGAAGAUGCUCGCACGGCAGCAAAACCGCGACAUUUCGGAGAAGAUCGCUCUUGGACUUGCGAAGCCGACGAUGUCGAAGGAGUCGAUGCUCGACUCGCGGCUGUUCAACCAGGAGUCGCUGAGCGGAACAUUUGCUGACGAGGAAAACUAUAACCUGUAUGACCGUCCGCUGUUCCACGGCUCGAAUGCUGCUGCGAUGAUCUACAAGUCGCGGGGAGAUCUCGAUGCUGGCGACGACGAUCAGUAUGGUGGCGGGACUGAGGAGGGCAUCGGAAAAGCUCUGGACAACGACCGGUUUGGGCUCGGACGUGCGCAGGUGGGCUUCGAGGGUGCACAGGACCAGGAAGUCCGGGAGGGUCCCGUGCAGUUCGAGAAGGACACGAGUGACGUGUUUGGUGUGGACAAGUUCCUGGACGAGGCCAAGGGGGGGAGAAAACGAGGGUUGGAAACGGAUGUCUCUGGGUCACGGAAACGGCAGCAGGUGGAGAGGGAUAACGAGAUGUCAUAAGUAGGUAAUGUUGUAGAUAGACUAUAGGUAUUGUUUCUAUGAUAUGAUCUUGUGCUGUACUGG